AUGGAUGUGGACGAUGGGGGGAAACCCCCUCCUCUUCCGGACCCUAUAGAAAACUUAGAUCUAGGAAAUAAUCAGAUAAGUGGUUCAAAUCAUUUAAAUUUAAUUAUAGAUUCUUCUGCAUUGAAUCGGAAUAUUAAAGAUAAAAAAAAUAAAAAACAAAUUGUAUUACAGGAUAAGAUAGAUGAGGCUAGCUCUAAUCCAGAAUCAAGUUUUUCCGUUAACAAUAAUAAUAAUGAAUCGAACAAAAAAGUAAUAACAACAUUUCUUUAUCAGUCUACUGAUAUAGGCCCGUUUCAGAUUUACAUUGAAAAUAAAAUGGAUAAUUAUUUAGGCCAAAUAAACGCAAUAAAAGUUGGAGAAAUAAUUUUAACUUCACAUCCGGAAUUAGACAAAAAAAUAAAAAAAAUUCAAUCGAUAGGAAGAAAUCGAAUUCGGGUUUUUUGUAAGGAUUAUUUGAGCGCUAAUAUAUUGUUAAAGUCUCAUAUUUUAGAAAAUAAAAACUUGUCUGCUUAUAUUCCCAAAUUUUUAAUAUUCCGAUUAGGAAUUAUUAGAUUCAUUGAUAAAGAUUUACCAGUUGAAUAUUUAAAAAAUAAAAUUAGGGCCUAUGAUUUUCAUUGUAAAUUUGAAGUGGAAUUUGUUAAAAGAAUGAACAGAAAAGUAAAAAACUCAAAUAACGAAACAGAAUUAAUACCUACAAGUACUAUUUUGGUUUCCUUUAAAAGUCAAACUUUACCUAAGUAUAUAGAAAUUAAUAAAGUUCUUUACGAGGUAGAAGUUUAUAAACAAAGAGUUGUAAUGUGUAAUAAUUGUUACCGUUAUGGACAUAUUAGUAAACAAUGUCGAAGCAAAAUAAGAUGUCUUAAAUGUUGUCAGAGUCAUGACACAGUUACCUGUUCAUCAGACGAAUUUACAGUAAAGUGUUUUUCUUGUAAUGGAAACCAUUUUACUAACGAUUUUAAUGUAUGCCCGGAGUACAACAGACAAGAACAAAUUAAACAAAUGAUGUCACAAACAAAUUGUUCCUUCAAGGAUGCUAGUAGUAGUAUUCCAAAAAAAAGUUAUGCAGAUAUUGUAUCUAAACAUUUACCUUCAAAAACAGUUGAUAAUACAAUAGUUAAUUCUAAUUUACAACAAAAUUCUUCAUUAGAGUCAGAUAAUGUUCAUGUAGCCUCAACAUCGUCCAAACCCUUUUCACAUAUAUCACACCAAUCCAAUACUCGAUCCAUUUCUCAAAGACCGAAUUCCCAGUCAUACUAUCAAGCCCAAUUAAAUAACUUAACAAAAAAAAGUAAAAGAUCUUAUCCUUUAUCUCCCGAUCAUACAUUGUUAGAGCAUCAAUCCAUUAUUAGUUCAGUUAAUCUUCCUUUUAAGAAAGGGGGAAUUUUGAGUUCAGAACAAUAUCAGUCCAAUAUUCAAAAUGAAAAUAAAUCAGAAAAUGUCGUAACAGAAAACGAAAAUAGAACCUAUAAAAUGGUAUCAUAUCAUUUGGCCAAGGUACCAAAAAACAUCGUGUUCGAUCAACAUACAAGUCAAAAUUAUAAGAAGUUUAUGAAUAGUUUCUCUACGUAUUUAACGGCAAAUAGCCUGUGUAAUAAAGAUGACGAAACUAAAAUUGCAAUUUUCCUAAAUCCAGCUGGCGAAGAUGCUCAAAACAUUUUCAGAACGUUAAAGUUUGAUGGUGACGAGGGAAAAAACUACGAUAAAGUUAUACAGAACAGAAGUCAAGGUGAAGAUAAAGAAUUUGAUAGGUUCCUGACAGACAUAAAAAUGUUAGCAAAGCUAUGUAAUUUUGGAGUACUAGAAAAUACACUAGUCCGUGAUAAAAUAUUGAGUGGCAUUCGAGAUCAGACAAUGCAAGAGAAAUUAUUAAGAGUUUCAAGUUUGACGUUGAGGGAAGCCGAGACUCACUGUAGAAUAUCAGAAAUAAGCAAGUUUCAAUUAAAAGAUCUUAGCAGAGAAAUGAAAGUUAACAGCUUAAGAUGCAGAGGAAAUAAUAGUUUUAAAAAUGGUGCUAUAAGGAACAUAGGUGCAGAUAAUAGUAAUAUCUCUAACAAUCAAGAUUACAAUUGUUUAAAAUGUGGGAGACGACAUGGUCCAAGAAGCUGCCCAGCUUAUGGUAAAAUAUGCAAAAGAUGUAAUAAACCAAAUCAUUUCCAGGUAGGAUGCAAGUUUUCUAAUUUAACUAAUACAGGAGUAGCCUCUAGGUCUGCUAGUACUAAUCAAAGAGUCUAUGAGGUUACACAUGAUAGUUAUGACACAGCUGUAGGUGAUAGAUAA
Molecule: messenger RNA, 2277 nt
Organism: Diabrotica balteata
Lineage: Eukaryota; Metazoa; Arthropoda; Insecta; Coleoptera; Chrysomelidae
Source: the annotation of a GenBank genome assembly